UUCUCAAGCGCUCGUCUGUCUGAAAUAGCCUACGAUAUAAGAACAUAUGGGGAUUUUGAAGUGUAUUCGGAACCAACAUGAUUCGCCAAGGAAGGGACGAGAUGUCAUGUCCACAUGGAAAACUAAAACUAGUUGUGAGACUGUUAAAAUAGAAUAUUAUCGUAUGUCUGAACCGUUCAUAAAGCCUGAGUUGUCUACUACAAUGGUAAACCGGUUAAGGAAUACAUUAGGAUCAAAGGAGACAUUUCUACAGAAGCAAAACACCUUGGGCAUUUUCAACAUUAUAAAAGACCUAGCAACACAGUUAAACAGUCACAGCAAAGGUUUCUGGAAAGCCCCAAUCUUUUAA
Carassius carassius (crucian carp) is the source of this 349-nucleotide messenger RNA. RefSeq lists its product as uncharacterized. The record is from RefSeq and is a predicted model, not a curated record. Lineage: Eukaryota; Metazoa; Chordata; Actinopteri; Cypriniformes; Cyprinidae. The transcript is spliced from 5 exons. Bases 47 to 349 code for a protein of 100 amino acids.